Molecule: messenger RNA, 1536 nt
Organism: Exophiala viscosa
Lineage: Eukaryota; Fungi; Ascomycota; Eurotiomycetes; Chaetothyriales; Herpotrichiellaceae
Product: 4-nitrophenyl phosphatase
Exons: 1
Coding region: 210-1343 (377 amino acids)
Molecular function (GO): phosphatidylinositol transfer activity
Source: RefSeq, a predicted model, not a curated record
AAGACCUUCUGAAUAUGACUUCGGCAUCUGUAGUGUCGUUAUCAAGCGGUGUAAGAAAAUGAGGCCGUCCGGCAGGAAAAGUUCCCGUCCGUCGCGCUUCCUGCGCUUCCCCAACAACUCGCGUCUUCCUACGAUGUGAAGUUCAACUCGCAGGGCUCUUAGUUAGCCACUAAUUCCCUUCUCUUCCUUGAUCGUUUGAAAACCACAGCAUGGCUGAGGUUGUUAGCAUUCCGGUGGCUCCUGAUGGGUCGACAGAUCCCGAAAAGCCCGCAGGCGACCUCGCUUCGAAUAUGAACCAGAUGAAACUCGAAUACAACUCGGCGCACUCCGCAAAUGGUACUCAGUCUGUACCCGUUCCAUCCAAGACGCUGAACUUGCCCCGUUCUAGUGCUGACGGCAUCAUCAAAACACCUCUUGCCGAGCCUUUGGGAACUUCCAAACCCGUUGCGAGGCCCCCAUUGACCGCGGAGCAAGAAAAGAAGUACGCCACCUUAUUCAAGAGUGUGUUAGGAUGGGACCUGUUACCUGUGGCUUCCACGAGCGGCGCGAAGACGGCUGUUCUUACAGAUUCGGAGCGAAUGUUCUUGACCCGCGAAUGUUUAUUACGUUACUUGAGGGCAACAAACUGGAACAUGGCGCAGUCAGAAACAAGACUGAAGAAUACGCUGAUAUGGCGUCGAGAAUAUGGCGUGGAAAAACAUACCAAGGAGUACAUUUCCAUCGAAAAUGCCACCGGCAAGCAGGUGAUACUGGGAUGGGACAACAACGGUAGAACUUGCCAGUAUUUGAGACCAUCCAAGCAGAAUACCGAACGAAGCGAUCGUCAAAUCCAGCAUUUGGUGUACAUGCUCGAGCGUGCAAUUGAUCUAAUGCCUGCUGGACAGGAGACUCUGGCCUUGCUCAUCAACUUUGCCGAGACGAAAUCAGGGCAAGGUGCGUCGGUUGCUCAGGGAAGACAGACCUUGAACAUUCUUCAAAAUCACUAUCCCGAACGGCUUGGCCGGGCUCUUGUUACGAAUCUCCCCUUCUAUAUCAGGGGAUUCUUCACGCUGAUUACGCCGUUCAUUGAUCCCCUGACACGAGAGAAGAUCAAGUUCAAUGAAGACAUGGGUCUCCAUGUACCGAGGGAGCAAUUAUUGAAAGAAAGUGGAGGUUACGUGGAAUUCGAGUAUGACCACGAAGUCUACUGGCCGGCACUGAAUGAUCUGUGUGAGUUGCAGAGGGCGGAGAGGCAAGCCAGAUGGGAGAAAGGAGGUAGAAGGAUAGGCGAAUACGAGACAUAUCUCAAAGGAGGGGAAGAGAAGAGCCUUGCAGAACGUGAGCGGGAAGAUGUUGCAGCUUAGUUGCCUCAGCAUCUGGUUCGUUGACGUCCUUGGAAAGAGAUGCAGAGUAUGGGUAAUGGAGUUUGCUUAUGGGUUCGAGAAUUGUGUCCGAAUGCUGAGGGAACCUUCAGGGACGGUACGCUGUUUAGACAUAGACUGAGCCAGACGAUGCAUGAUAGACUCUUCAUGAUGUAUGGAAUUUUAAUCAAGAUGU